Phragmites australis (common reed) is the source of this 2546-nucleotide messenger RNA. RefSeq names its product beta-amylase 8-like. The transcript is spliced from 10 exons. The record is from RefSeq and is a predicted model, not a curated record. Lineage: Eukaryota; Viridiplantae; Streptophyta; Magnoliopsida; Poales; Poaceae. Bases 78 to 2048 code for a protein of 656 amino acids. Gene Ontology annotation, biological process: polysaccharide catabolic process. Gene Ontology annotation, molecular function: beta-amylase activity.
CUUCCACUCAUCAGUCGCACCAGCGGCUGCUGUGCCUCUCGCUCGCGGCCGCAGAUCGGCGCCGGUGGCGGCGAGCCAUGAGCAUGAAGUACCCGCACCCACCGCCGCGGGACGAGGAGGCGACCGCCUCGCCUCCCCCGCCGCCGCACCGCCGCCCGCGCGGCUUCGCCUCCUCCACCGCCCCCGCCCACUCCGCCGGGGCGACUCCCCCGCGGCGGCGCGGAGAGCGGGAGCGCGAGAGGGAGAAGGAGCGCACGAAGCUGAGGGAGCGACACCGGCGCGCCAUCACCAGCCGCAUGCUCGCCGGGCUGCGGCAGCACGGCAACUUCCCGCUCCCCGCCCGCGCCGACAUGAACGACGUCCUCGCCGCCCUCGCCCGCGCCGCCGGGUGGACCGUACACCCCGACGGCACCACCUUCCGCUCCUCGCCCCAAGCACUCUCCCCUCCUCCCCAGUUGGGAACGUUUCAUGUUACUUCUGUGGAAACCCCAACAUUGACGAACACUCUGAACAGUUAUGCCAUUGGAACACCAUUAGAUUCUCAGGCUUCUGUCCUACAUACAGAUGAUAGUCUGUCACCAUCGUCGUUGGACUCAGUUGUGGUGGCAGAGCAAAGCAUAAAAAACGAGAACUACGGGAAUUCAAGUUCGGCCAAUUCUCUGCAUAGUAUGGACAAUGAUCAGCAGUUAUUGAGAUCAUCAACAGUGCUGGCGGGUGAUUACACCAGAACUCCAUAUAUACCAGUCUAUGCCUCUCUGCCUAUGGGUAUUAUCAAUAGUCACUGCCAAUUGGUUGAGCCAGAGGCUGUACGCACUGAACUAAGGCAUCUGAAGUCUUUGAAUGUGGAUGGGGUUGUUGUUGAUUGUUGGUGGGGGAUUGUGGAAGCCUGGACUCCUCGCAAGUAUGAGUGGUCUGGCUACAGGGACCUUUUUGGUAUAAUUAAAGAGUUCAAGCUGAAAGUUCAGGUUUUAUUGUCAUUUCAUGGGUCUGGAGAGGCUGGAUCUGGUGAUGCUUUAAUCUCUCUCCCAAAGUGGAUCAUGGAAAUUGCAAAAGAGAACCAAGAUAUAUUUUUCACGGAUCGUGAAGGUAGGAGAAAUACCGAAUGCCUUUCCUGGGGAAUUGACAAAGAACGGGUCCUUCGAGGGCGAACCGGCAUUGAGGUCUAUUUUGAUUUCAUGAGGAGCUUCCAUAUGGAAUUCAGGAACUUAUCUGAAGAGGGUCUUAUUUCUGCUAUCGAAAUUGGAUUGGGUGCUUCAGGGGAGCUAAGAUACCCUUCAUGCCCAGAAAGAAUGGGAUGGAGAUAUCCUGGUAUUGGUGAGUUUCAGUGUUACGACAGGUACAUGCAAAAGAACCUACGGCAAUCAGCACUAUCACGGGGACAUUUGUUUUGGGCCCGUGGACCUGACAAUGCUGGAUAUUAUAAUUCAAGACCACAUGAAACUGGCUUUUUUCGUGACGGGGGAGAUUAUGACAGCUACUAUGGAAGGUUUUUUCUUAAAUGGUAUUCUGGGGUCCUCAUAGAUCACGUGGAUCAGGUGCUCUCGCUUGCUACUCUUGCAUUUGAUGGAGCGGAAAUAGUUGUCAAGAUUCCCUCUAUAUAUUGGUGGUACAGAACUGCAAGCCACGCUGCAGAGCUUACAGCAGGAUUCUAUAAUCCUACAAACAGAGAUGGAUACUCUCCAGUUUUCAAAAUGCUCAAGAAGCAUUCUGUAGUUCUUAAGCUUGUUUGUUAUGGACCAGAAUUUACAGUUCAGGAGAAUGAUGAAGCAUCUGCGGAUCCAGAAGGUUUAACCUGGCAGGUAAUGAAUGUAGCAUGGGACCAUGGGCUGUCUCUAUGUAUAGAGAGCGCUCUUCCAUGUCUUGAUGGUGAGAUGUACGCUCGGAUCCUUGACACAACAAAGCCUAGGAAUGAUCCUGACCGUCAUCACGCCUCAUUCUUUGUGUACCGUCUGCAACAUCCACUCCUGCAGAGAGACGUUUGCUUUUCAGAGCUUUGUAGCUUUGUCAAGUGUAUGCACGGGGAGGCUCCCCAGAACGGAGAAGGUUGAAUUUCUUUGGCAAUGUCUGCCCAAUAGUGGAAGAAAGGAGCUUGGUUUUGGAAUUCAGCCAGUGUUGAAGCAAGUGGCGGAUAAUCUUAUUUGCUGCCUGAUUAUUGCUAAGUUCGAUUACACUGGCAAUCGAUUCCCACAUGUCAGUUAUUUGUGUCUUUCUACUCCCCAUUCAGCAGGCGCUGUCGAAGCUGUUUAUAGCCUGCACUACGAAAGAUAGCAUACCACAUGUUGCGAUAGGCGUGAACAACGCAGGUAGUUUAGCAAGAUUGUUCAUGGAAUCGCAAUGCUUCGUUGUAUGGUAGAAAACAGCAUUGCCUUAUCAUCGUCUCAGCGUUCACUGUUCAAGAUGCGGAAUGCAAAAAAAAAAAAAAAAAGUCUCUAGAGGAGAGGACAAAUUUUGGUUUAUGUAUUUGUUCUAUUUCACUUCGAUACUUUUUGUUCCUACUGACAAAAACAUGGUUCAGUGAAGGCAUGUGAUGGUAUGAGAUGUGUAAA